Dioscorea cayenensis subsp. rotundata (Guinea yam) is the source of this 4028-nucleotide messenger RNA. RefSeq names its product probable disease resistance protein RF9. Gene Ontology annotation, molecular function: ADP binding. The record is from RefSeq and is a predicted model, not a curated record. Bases 1011 to 3707 code for a protein of 898 amino acids. NCBI's taxonomy places the organism in Eukaryota, Viridiplantae, Streptophyta, Magnoliopsida, Dioscoreales, Dioscoreaceae. The transcript has 2 exons. Gene Ontology annotation, biological process: defense response to other organism.
GUUUUUAUCUUUAUUAUUUAUUUAUUUUUCAAGACAGACAGUGAAGGGAGUUUGCAAAGCUGUGAUUUUUCUUCCAAACCUUGUUAUAUUUGCACAUCUGAGCUGUUUUAACCUUUUGAUUCUGAGAUGCACAUGCUACUAUUUCAUAAUCUUAUUAAAAACAAAGUGUUUGAGAAGUUGAGUAUUAAGUCACUUUAUGAGUGUCCACUGCACUUUGUGAUUUCAUUGAUGUAGUUUGCUUCUUGUGAUUUGCUUCUCUUAGUUUGUUGGUAAUGCUGUCCUCCUAUUUGCUUCUUCUUCACUACUAUGUCUCCUUUUAUAAUUUACUUUCAUGAGAACUUUUGUUACUGUAUCAUUUUCUUGGUUGAUUCUGGAAAUUGUUGUCAUGCUACAAAAGAGGUAAAUUAUGACAUAUAAUUUGAGUUUGUCAACAGCUGUGUGGACUAAAGGAACUUAAUUUUGUAUUGCACGUUGUUUUAUUUUCCAUGAUGAUGGCAACUUAUUUAAUUUCAAUGACAGGUGCAAGGACUGGGGUUGGUCAUGUGCUGGUUUCAACUAAACCCAAACCAAUCAUGUUAGAUAUUUUCUAACCCGAACUGAAUCCAAUUAAAAUUGGUUUGGUUUGGGUUUUAUUGGUUUAAAGUGAUGUAGAUUUUUUCCAUAGUAAAACACUACUCCAUCUAAGCUAAAAGGAACAAGCAUGGUAGUUGGUAGUCGUGUUUUUUAAUUUGAUGGAAAUCAUAGGUUUGUAUCUCUUCACUAAUAUAUUAUCAAAAUAUAAUUUAAAUAAAUUCAUAAAAACAUGUUUUUAAACAAUGUGAACACCUAGGCCAGACCGCAAAUUUUUAUUUUUUAUUUAGUUUUGUUGAUCAAUUUAUUGAGUUAGUUGAAUACUCAGUGUGGGACCAUAUAGCUUUUGCUGAAGCUGAAAUCAUCAGGAAUCUCUGGUCAUUUGGUUUACUAUCUUUGCCUCAUUCUUAAUCACACACGCACAGGGAGUAAAGUGAGAGAUGAGUAAUCCUGCAAUCUCUUUUGUGAUACAAAAGCUCACUAACCUGCUCAUUGAGGAAGCAGUUUUGUUGUUUAGGGUGCGGGAUCAAGUGAAUUGGGUGCUUGUUGAACUGAAGAGGAUGCAGUGCUUCCUCAAGGAUGCUGAUUCAAGGCAGAGAAAGGGAGAUGAACUAGCUAAGAACUGGGUGAGGGAGGUCAGAGAUGUUGCUUUCGAUGCAGAGGAUGUUAUUGACACUUACCUGCUAAAAGUCGAACACCUCCGGCAGAAGAAAGGCCUCUUGGUUUUUGUUAAAAGGUAUUCCUGUUUUAGCUCUGAAUUGAAAGCCCGCCAUAAAAUUGGGGCCAAGAUCAACCGCAUAAAAACUAAAAUACAGGAUAUAUCAGAUAGCAGAGCUAGAUAUGGAAUUCUUAAUAUAGGAGAAAGUGAGGAAGCAAGGAUCGAUUUUAUUGAUGAGAACUUGCAAGCACGUAGGAAUUUAUCUCCAUAUCUCAGUGAUGACACUACUGUUAUUGGAUUUCACCAUGACAUGGAGGUACUCUUGAAUCAGCUGACAGAUGUGCGAAACCUGAGACGAAGUGUUCUCUCCAUUGUUGGAAUGGGCGGCCUUGGGAAGACAACCCUUGCAAAAAAGAUCUAUAGCAAUGACAUGAUCAAACGGCAUUUUGAUGUUUGCGUGUGGAUGACUAUAUCUCAAGUUUAUAGAGUCACUGAUCUGCUGAAGAUCAUCAUCAGCAGAGUUGUUGGUCUGAGGAGGGAUGAAUUGGAAGGAUUAGAUGAAAGUGGGUUGAAGGAGAAGCUUCUUAACUCAUUGAAUGGGAGGAGGUAUCUAAUAGUAAUGGAUGAUGUGUGGGAUAAGAACUUUUGGACUCGAAUAAAAGGUGCCUUCCCAAAUGAUGUGAAUGGAAGCCGAGUAUUGAUCACUACUCGUGUCAUUGAAGUAGCAAGUUUUGCUGAUCCAAUCACCAUUCCAUAUGAACUGUCAUUUCUGCCAGAGGACAGGAGUUGGGAGCUUUUCCUUUUGAAGGCCUUUCCGACAAGAUUAGAUAGCCAUGUAAGCUGCCCUGAAGAGUUGGAGGAUAUUGGGCGACAACUGGUGAAAAGAUGUGAAGGAUUGCCGCUUGCGCUUGUUGUGCUGGGAGGACUUCUAUCUCGCAAAGAUCCUGAUCCUGCUGUUUGGUCAGAGGUGGCUGACCGCAUGGAUUGGAAUUCCACGCAUGAUGGACAAGAAUGCUUGAAGAUAUUGGCAUUGAGCUACUGUGACCUGCCACAUCACUACCUCAAGUCAUGUUUCUUGUAUCUGGCUGCCUUCCCAGAAGACUCUGAGAUUCUUACUUCCAAAUUGAUCAAACUAUGGGCUGUUGAAGGCUUCAUUCCUGAGAGAGAGAGGCAAACCGUGGAAGAAAUUGGUUGGGGUUACUUAGAUGAGCUUGUGCAGAGGUGCAUGGUUCAGGUAGUCAAGGUACGUGAUUAUGAUAAGAGUGUCAAGAAGAUCCGAAUACAUGAUGUCCUGCAUGAAUUUUGCAUUGCGGAAGCUAGGGAAGUUGGAUUGAUCAAUGCUUCUAGCACUUACUCAGCCAUGACUGUUGCACAGGUCACCUCACGCCGUCUUGCUCUGCAAAAUUAUCGAUCUUCUGACUGGUGUUUUACUGGUUUGAAACUGCGUACUUUGUUGCUUUUUAACUCUUCUGUGCCAAUUACGAAUCCUUUAGUCCUGCAUGGAUUGAAGUUGCUAAGAGUCAUUGAUCUGGAGGGUGCUGGAUCUGUGGUGAAUUUGCCAAAGGAGAUUGAGAGGAUGAUUCAUUUAAGAUACAUGGGUCUCAGAAAUUGCACAUCUUUGCUCAGGCUUCCACCCACCGUUGGAAAUCUUUGUAGUUUACGAGUUCUGGAUGUUCGCAACACUGGCAUAGUAAAACUGCCUGAGGAGGUCUGCAACAUUCAGACACUACGAAUCAUAAACAUGGAGUGGUUUUGUUUGCUUCCAUCAAACAUUUGCAACUUAAAUUACCUGCAAAUUCUAAAACAUGCAUGUGCUGCUGGGGGAUGGGUUGAGAGAUGCUCUAGAGAGAUGAUCAAUCUCCAAGUAUUAGGGAUAUCAGCACUUGCUAGCUCUCAACUUCCAACUUUAUGCCAUUUGCUUGGAAAUCUUACCCACCUCAUCUCCUUGAAGGUACAGAGGACAAGUUUGCUAUCUUCAAGUAUCAUCACAACCUUAUCAAGCAAUCGCCAAUUCCGCAAGUUGGAGUUACAUGGAAUGUUACAUAAACUCCCUGACCACCAUCUGUUCCCACAGAACCUAAGCAAACUUACUCUGCGUGCAUCAAUGUUUGAGGAUGACCCAAUGCCAGUGUUGGAGAAACUCCGAAACCUAAUAGUCCUGAGGUUGAUGAAGGGAACCUAUGCAGGGAAGGAGAUGGUCUGUUCUGCUGGUGGAUUCCCCAGACUUCGAGUCUUGGAAAUUUCCUGCUUGGAGUAUCUAGAAUGCUGGAGAAUUGAAGACUGCUCAAUGGCCAAUCUUUUCUAUCUUUCAAUCUCUGUUUGUAAGAAGCUGUCAAUGCUGCCUGAAGGCCUGGGGAGGGCAAGCUCCCUUCAAGAGCUGAAGUUGUCUCGCAUGCCACAGGAUUUCAAUGCAAGAGCUCGUGAGGGCGGAGAAGAUUGGCACAAGAUUAGUCAUCUGCCUUCAAUCACCAUCUAUUGAUCAGGUUUUUUUAGGGGUGCUAAAUGUAAAAGGGUAAAAUGGUAAAAUCAUCAAACCAAAUUGGACUUGUAAAUCACUGAGAAUGAAUUCCCGCGCCAUCAAAACGAAUCAUCACCAGUGGCCUCGCUUCCCUCCUCUGUUUCGGCCUCCUCCUGCAAAACUCUAGUGCGCUCCAUGCUCUUGUGGUUUGGUCAAGGCCUCUCUGCCAUUGCUGUUGCUUGUGGUUUGGUUGCUCUAUUUUCUGAAUUUAUUGUACACUUUGUAUUUCAUGAGCCUAGUCUAUUUUUUUCUCCUCAGGCCUUUUUUAUGCUUUUGGCUUUG